Messenger RNA from Oldenlandia corymbosa var. corymbosa, 2507 nucleotides. Lineage: Eukaryota; Viridiplantae; Streptophyta; Magnoliopsida; Gentianales; Rubiaceae. The record is from the annotation of a GenBank genome assembly.
CAAAUAUAAAACGAAAUUUAAAAAAAAAAAUUAAAAAAAAAUCUGAGAUUUCAAUGUUCCCCUGAUCAUCAUCCACCCCAACAGGUCCUCAUCUUUUUAAUUUUUUACUGUUCAUAAAUCGACACAGAAGCAUAAAAGGCAUUCUGGGUUCAAUAGAAUUUGGUUUUUUUUUUGUGAGAGAAAUAAUUGCUGAAGAUAUUCUGGGUUGGAAAUGGGAAACAGGGCCUCUCACAUUUAUGGCAGUUUUUGAUGUAUAAAUGGCAAUAAUUACGUGUGCCGUAAAUUAAUACUACUGUUUGGAGAUAAACCCAACAUUUGUAACGUUUGAUUUGAGUGUGGAGAAGUCCGGUUUAGUCUUUUGGACUGAUCCAUCCAUUUCUUUUCCCUGCUAAAAGGGUCACUUUCUUCUUCUUCUUCUUCUUCUUCUUCUUCUUCACUGUGAGUUUCUCUUUAUCUUUUUGUUGCCCGUGAUUAUUUUUUAUGGACUUUGUGUAACUCUUUUGCUAAUCGUUUUAGGAAUCUUAGUGGGAAAUAGGAAGGAAUCAUGGGUUUGAUUUCGGGGAUGGUGAUGGGCAUGCUGUUCGGGAUCGCAAUAAUGGCCGGCUGGCAAUAUAUGAUGAAGUAUCGAAGCAACAAACGUGUGGCGAAGGCCGUUGACAUAAAACUACUUAGCUCCCUUAACAGGGAAGACUUGAAAAAGAUUUGUGGUGAAAACUUUCCUGAGUGGAUAUCUUUCCCAGUUUUUGAGCAGGUGAAGUGGUUGAAUAAACAACUAGCCAAACUAUGGCCGUUUGUAGCAGAUGCUGCAGAGGCUGUUAUCAGAGAAUCUGUUGAACCUCUUUUGGAAGACUAUCGUCCUCCAGGAAUAACUUCGCUAAAGUUCAGCAAACUGACUCUUGGAACUGUGGCACCGAAAAUUGAAGGGAUCCGUGUUCAGAGCCUUAAGAAAGGCCAAAUAACUAUGGACAUCGAUCUUCGAUGGGGUGGUGAUCCGAACAUCGUCUUGGGUGUGGAAGCUGCAAUGGUGGCAUCUAUACCCAUCCAGCUGAAGAAUCUUCAAGUUUUCACUGUUGUUCGCGCUAUCUUUCAACUAGCUGAGGAGAUCCCCUGCAUUUCGGCUGUUGUUGUCGCUCUCCUAGCCGAACCCAAGCCAAGAAUUGAUUAUACUUUAAAGGCUGUUGGUGGAAGUUUAACAGCUAUUCCUGGGCUCUCAGACAUGAUUGAUGAUACUGUGAAUACCAUUGUCACAGAUAUGCUCCAAUGGCCUCACCGCAUUGUUGUUCCAAUUGGUGGCAUUCCUGUAGAUUUAAGUGAGUUGGAACUUAAACCACAAGGGAGGCUCACCGUAACUGUGGUGAGGGCAAAUGACCUGAAGAACAAGGAAUUGAUUGGAAAAUCUGAUCCAUAUGCAGUCGUCUAUAUCCGUCCACUAUUCAAAGUCAAAACAAAGACCAUUGAGAACAACCUGAAUCCUGUUUGGAACCAAAAGUUUGACUUGAUUGUUGAAGACCAUGAGACUCAGUCCCUUAUUGUUGAGGUUUUUGAUAAAGAUGUCGGGCAAGAUGAAAAGUUGGGGGUUGCAAAAGUGCGUAUGAGUGAACUGGAACCUGAAGCAGCAAAGGAGGUUGAACUAAGAUUGAUGCCAGCUCUAGACAUGCUCAAAAUUAAAGACAAGAAAGAUAGAGGAACUAUUACGCUUCAGUUGUUGUAUCAUGCAUUCAACAAAGAAGAGCAGUUGGCCGCCCUUGAAGAGGAGAAAGCCCUCCUCGAACAAAGAAAGAAGCUUAAAGAAUCAGGAGUAAUGGGGAGUACAAUGGAUGCACUUGAUGGUGCGGCAUCAAUGGUUGGUUCAGGCAUUGCUGGUGGAGUUGGCCUUGUUGGAAGUGGUGUGGGCGCAGGGGUUGGUCUUGUUGGCAGCGGUCUAGGAGCCGUAGGUAGUGGCCUUGGAGCCGUAGGAAGUGGCUUAUCAAAAGCUGGAAAGUUCAUGGGGAGGACCAUUACUGGUACAUCUAGCAGCAAUAAGAAGAGUAGCGGCUCUUCAACCCCGGUGAACUCUGCCCUGGAGAACGGUGGUGGUGCAAAACCACUGUAGACAUGUGAAUGGUUAUGAUUUGGUUGGCUGAAUAGAUAUUGUGAAAGAAUUAGUCGUUAGAUUUCCAACUUGCGUUUUGUUUGAUUCCAUUAUCAGCUCUUAUAUGUGAUUAACGCUGUAACAAUUUAAACCAGUUCAGAUUUGGUUAAAAAGUUGUACUAUAUUGUUGUCCGUGUGCCAUUUCAGUUCUACUAGUAUUUGAAUCCUUCUUUGGGCAUGAAACAGCCUUUUGCCCAGCUCCCGCCGUUUCGAGAUAUUCCGAAAAUGACAAUUUUUAUCUUUUUGAAACGGUACAUGUAUAUUAAUUCGAAAUACCUAUUUUAUUACAAUGUUGUUUAGCAUAAGUUAAAUUAUGUAAUUUACUGACAUUAUUUUUACUAACUUUAGUUAAAGUACACUAUUGACAGAAAAUGAC